GAACAUCCAAAUUGAUUUUCAGGAAGGUUAGGCAUGAGAGAGCAUUGCUUACCCUUUGAAAGAAUGACCUAGUUUCCUUAUUAGAUUCAGCAUCAAAGCAUUGCCUAUGAUAAUCUUUUUAACCUCAGGUGUCUUGUCUUAGCACAUUCUAAUUUGAUCUUUUGGGGUUUAGCAAAUAUUAUUAGAAAAUAAAUAAGAAAACGUUGUAUAAUUCAUUUAAAGCAGGGGUGUCCAAACUUUUUUCACCGAGGGCCACAUACAGAAAAACAUACGAAGGGCUGGGCUACUCACUAGAGGUGCAGGUAUAUUCCCUGAUAAGUUAAGUUAUAAGUCAGCAAAAUAAAUCAAAUGUAGGUAAAUUAUGCUUAAUACUUGAAAAUGCUGUAAGACAGCCUACUGUAUACAUCACAGCUCUCCAUAGGGUUUCACUUAUCUUGUUAGCAGCUCAUUCCUUAAAACAGAAGCUUCAGAUUGAUUAUAAUAAGAGGAAAUAGGAAGGAUUUAUUUCAAGCGUAUUAUGAAAAUAAGUUACUGGGCUUUUUUCAUAUCAAUUUAGAUUUGAUAGAAAAUGUUUUCAACUUGAAUUGACUGAAUUGUUUGAAAAGUGGGCUUCAUAACACAUGAAUACUGUGUAAUAUCUGUUUUCAUCUAUAUUUGAGAAGUACAAUAUAAGACAAACACAAGUUUCAUCUGUGAGCCAUACUGUACUCCAUUAUACUUUUUGAAUUUGCUGAGGGCCGAUUCAAAAUGGCCCGCUGGUCAGAAAAGUGGAACUUUUCUCAACUUUCAGCGCGAGCAACGGAGGCAAAGCGAAGCAACGGAACCACAAUGCAGUUCAGCAAAGCUUGACGUCACCCCAUUCAAAGUGAAUGGGAAGCGUCUCUGUUGAAGCACGCGACGGAACCGUGUGGACGUUACGUAAGAGAAAAAAGUGUUUUAUUUUUAUUUUUGAUAACCCUAACACUAACCCUGAAUUCUUGUCAUGAGGUAUGCAAAAUGUAACUAUUACAUUGACAAAGACACUGUUAUGGAGAACCGCUGAGAGGACCCUCUGUACAAUGUGUGCUACACAGGGAAUAUUAUCUCUGCUGCUAUCAUAUUGUGAGCACUAUCUAUCCAACUCAACUUCCAGAAAGCGUCGCUUGGUUCGUCAAAAUUAAUUUUGUUCAUUUUCGUUGGAAUAUUUUCCUACUGCUUACUGAUGUACGGUGGUCUCCAGUUAAUGUAAUGUGUAGCAUGUGCAGACUCCUCUGCUUUUUUUUAAUGCCAUGCAAUUCAUGGUAAACAUUGAGUCAAUUUGAGUCCAACUUGGUAUUGUGAAUAAUUUGCGUUAAUUUUGAACGUGUCAAGGUUUCCGGACUCAUGACCCUUAAACCUACAUUGGCCUAUUCCAAAAAUGUCGUUAUGCUAUUUUAUUUAGACUUCCGUUUAGUUUGAGGGGGAAACAUAAAGCAGCCAAAAUGUAAAAUGAUUCAUUGACUGAGGAGCAUGAAGAUAGCAAACUGUCUUCUGUAUUGCAAUAUUUUUUUUGAAAAGUAGGAAUUGUUGGCUAAUUUCCCAACAGGCAUGAUCAUAGGGUAACCAAAUACUUUAGAAUCAAGAUAAAUGAAUAUUAUCAAUACAUUUAAUAUCAUAAUAGCUUUUAACGUACUUUGUCAAAGAAAAAUCACAACUUUAUUAAUUAUUUAUUCCUCAUAUAUCUCUGCAUGGCAACUGCAGCUUGAUACGUUUAUGAUUAUGGUUAGGGACAGAUGAUUGGUUGACCUAAAUAGUUAAUGUGAACUCCAGUCAUAAAUCACUCUUAACUUACAGACAAUGGCCUUAAAAAGGGUUCAGACUGAUUGUGAAGCUAAUUUCCAGUCAUUCUAUUGCAGACAACAUUUCUUUUUUUGUUCAAGUUGAGAUAUUUCAUUGCCUUUCAUUAUGUAAUACUUUUAGCUAAUUGUUUGGUGUUUCUUGAACAACUUAACUUUUUGGGUCACUCUCAUUGCUCCCAGGCAGCAAACAAAUGGUAAAUGGACUGUAUUUAUAUGUCAAAGCGCUUCACAUUCCACAAGUCAUCAUUCAUCCAUUCACACCCCCUUCAUACAGAGCAAUGUACCAUUUAGUCAAGUAAGCACAUUCAUACAUGCCAUUGGGAGCAACUCUGGGUUAAGUCCCUUGCCCAAGGGUACAUCGACAUGUUGACUGCAAGGGCUGGGAUUGAACCCACAACCUUCCAAUAGACGACCACACUACCGUACAGCCACAGUUGCCCCUAUGAUAAGCUAUAUAAACUGUACACUAACAGCCGAUAGACAAAACUAGCAACUAUAACUGGUGGACAAAUUAUACUGAUACAUUUAACAACUUGUUUCCGCUGCCCCCAGGAGGCAUCAUAUUGGCUAUAGGACCAAUGUCAACACUGAUCAAAUAAAACAUCUGGCCAGUCAACCGUCAUUGUUCCACUUUUUCGUGGAGUGAUGUUCCUGGACAGCAUUGACCUACACAGUUUCUCCAACAGCACUAACAUACCCGCACUCUCCUUAGUGAUUGCUCAGGGGGCCAUCAGCAUCUCCAUUGUUGCUCCAUGUUUUUGUGAGUGCCAGGGAGCGAGGCUGUUAUCAGGGCAGGCAGCGCGGAGGCAGAGCAGGCCUGGGUGGAGAGCAGGGCAGGGCUGGGUGCUCUCUGAACAGGGAGCGCGACAGGACGGCUUCUCCCAGGGAGAUAGCUUUGUUCUGGGCCAGGAGAGGUGACAUCAUGACAGAUGGCGAUGAAGAUGUGGGCGCAGGGGGCCGGAAACCUUAUCUUCCACAAUGGCACCGAGGGUAGUGAGACACACACAUGUACACUUGUGGAACACACUCACACUCACUUAUACUCCACUCCAGCGGACAACAUUGGACACAUAUACACACAGGAAAACACACUCCUCUGACAUGCCUACACAUCUAGUGGGUCUAGGGGGUGGCUGUCAUGUAUAAGGGAAAAUCGGACAGACAGAUUCUUCUGGUUACUGUGUGUGACUGUUAUGGUAUGGUGAUUUUCUUCUUGAGAACCUUUGGGAAACACACUGAAGAAACUGAUCCCAAACCAAUUCAACGAGGACUCCUGCUCACAUCUGUAGGUUUCCUCCGGUGCACCAUGUGUCGUCUCCUGAACGUCCUGCUGGCUCUGCUGAGUCGCUUCCUGUUUGUGGUGCACGGGGUGGUGACAGUGUGGCGUGUGGUGGCCGUGAAAGGGGAGCCACUCUAUUGGCUGCUGCUGACAGGCGUGGCUCUGCUGGGUGUGGAAAUGGCUGUCACUCUGAAGUGCACGCGAAAUGCAGAGUGGAAAUGGUUCUCCCCCAUGGUUUUCCUGUACCUCAGUACAGUCAUCCCGUCCAUUUGGUUCCUGGAGCUGAGCCUGCUGCAGUCCAAGCUGCCUGUCAACAAUUCCUCAGGCCCCGAGCUUCACUUGCUGGCUGGCAUCCCGAUCACAGCGGGCAUUGUGGAGCUGGACCCGGAGAACUGGGUGGCUGGCCUGGAGCAGACCAUGCUCAUCGUGUUGGUCCUGGGUCGCUGGCUGAUGCCCAAGGGGGACAUGUCCCGUGACCAGCUCUCCCAGCUCCUCAUGGUCUACGUGGGCUUGGGUGCAGACAUCUUGGAUAUCUUCGACACCUUCAAAGAACCCGAGGUCAAAACCAACCGAGCGGUAGUCAUCAUGGGACUGGGCCUAUUUUCUUGGGCACUCAUGCAGUUUCCUCUGGUGCUCACCCAGACACAACUCCCAAAGGGGGAGUCUCCAAAGACGUGCGUGUUCUGCCCUGGUGCUCCAUCGUGGUUCACCUCCUGCUGCUCCAGUGAAGUGUGGAGCUUGCUUCUCACUGUUGGGCUCCAAGAUGGCCCAUUUCUGAUUUACCGGCUUUACCUCAUGGUCCAAGAGCAGGUACUCAACCAGCUGAUGAUCUUCUUCACCUGCAAGAACAUCCUCAUCGUCCUCUUGGAGCUUUACAGAAUCUUUGUGGUGCAGUGCGAGCAGCUGGUUGGGGAAUCAGAGUUGGAAAGGUGUCCCGCUUUGGUACGCCUUUGUCGAAUCCAGAGCGGUAAGGAGGAAGAGGAGGAAGAAGAAGCAGGUGGAGAGGAGCAGAGCUGUCAGACAGACACAGAGAGAGGCAUAGAGAGGGAAGAAGAUCAGAGUGGUGUCCAGGUAUAGAAAAGCUCAAAAUGCCAUGAGGCAUGACUUUGGCCCUCGGGGGCUAGGGCGCGAGGUAGGCUUUCACAGACCAAGCGAGAGUCGAACCCAUCUGCCAUCUCUUGCAUCUCAGCCUCGCUCAGAGACAGUCUCGGCUCUCUGGAGGGUUCAGUGACUAGAAAUAGACCACAUGAGAAGAGAAUAAGUCCCCACAGAAAAGAUUAGAUUCAUUUAUUCCAACCCCUUUGAUGAAAACCUUUCCAAAAAGUGGUGUUUCAGUCAGAGGAGGUUUCCAGGGAGAAGAACACCAGCUCUGUAACUGUCAAUCUGUGUGUAUGAGGAACGACAGCUGAAUCCAAAUCU
This is a messenger RNA of Gymnodraco acuticeps, 4515 nucleotides long. Its product is annotated as transmembrane protein 26. The record is from RefSeq and is a predicted model, not a curated record. The transcript is spliced from 4 exons. Bases 2956 to 4173 code for a protein of 405 amino acids. Lineage: Eukaryota; Metazoa; Chordata; Actinopteri; Perciformes; Bathydraconidae.